GAAGUGUCAUUUUCCGUUAACUACCAAUUCAAAGGGACAUUGCCCAAACCGUUUCGCUGUUCUACCUAAUUUCGGUUUCUUUUCGUAAUAAUAUCAAGUUUGGAAAAUUUUAAUCUUGGAGAUAUUAUACGUUAAUUUUCAUUCGAUUUUAGUGAGAGUAUUUCUUUGGAAAAACGAAACUAGAGAUAAUUCACGAACACAAUGUGAUUAGAUCUUACGGUAUGGCUAAUGUGCAGUUGUCUAAAGCUCUCGUCAAAUUGUUAAGACAUGAUGCCAGAGGGUUGCACCUCACGAAGGAAGGAUAUGCAAAUGUUGAUGACAUACUUGAACUCUCAUACUUCAAUGGUUUUGACGAGGAUGACAUAGAAAGAAUAGUAGAUAGGGAUAAUAAAGGGAGGUUUGCCAAACGAACAAACGGAGGACAACUUCAAGUCAGAGCAACACAAGGACAUAGUAUUCGGCUUUCUGAUCCAGAGUUAGAGCCAAUUACUCAUUCUAGUCAAGCAAGGGUCGUUCUUCAUGGAACCAGGCGACGAAAUUUUGACAGUAUUCGGCAAACUGGUAUAAGUCGCAUGAACAGAGAUCAUAUUCAUUUCGCUCCCGCUGAACAUGGUGCUAUGAGUGGUAUGCCUGUUAAGUGUGAUAUGGCCAUUGAAAUAGACAUCGGGAAAGCUCUGAGAGAUGGAAUAAAAUUUUACAAGUCUGAGAAUGGAGUGAUACUUAGUCCUGGAGAUAGAAAUGGCUGUAUCCCAACAAAAUAUUUUAGUAGAGCCUAUGAUCUCAAGACAAGGCAGACGAUUGAGUUCUGAAGCAGACUGCAUGCAGAUAGGAGAUAUGUUAAUCUUUAACAUCGAUAAUUUCAUUUUAACCUUUUAUACAUUGUAUUAGGUUUAUAAUUAAUUGAUAUGUGAUUUGUUUUAUUUUCAUUAAAUUUUAUUUCUUGUCCAA
Molecule: messenger RNA, 948 nt
Organism: Mytilus californianus (California mussel)
Lineage: Eukaryota; Metazoa; Mollusca; Bivalvia; Mytilida; Mytilidae
Product: tRNA 2'-phosphotransferase 1-like
Exons: 7
Coding region: 222-809 (195 amino acids)
Biological process (GO): tRNA splicing, via endonucleolytic cleavage and ligation
Molecular function (GO): tRNA 2'-phosphotransferase activity
Source: RefSeq, a predicted model, not a curated record